CAACACACUUUUUUUUCUGACAGGGAAACAAAAUAUAUGAAAGACACCUAUCUCCCAGUAGUCUGGCUGAAUGAGAGUUGUGAUUUGGAUGAUGCAUUUGUUGAUUAUUACAAGAAGUCUGUUUUGCUACCUUUGAACUCUGCUCUUGGCCUCUUUAUUGCGAUACUUGUUUUGGGAGCUGGUUUGCUAAUUGGUUCUCUGAUAACCUACUAUAUUGAUUAUCGAGCAAACAUGAAUCCAAAGAAGUCAAAUCAAGGAGAAAUGAAAGACGUGUGUGAAAGGCCAAAUUUGGAACGUCAUACCAGCCAAAUCCCGCUUCAAGAUGACUUCGCUACUACCGACAAUGAUGACCAAACAGUACCUCAAACAAGAAGCUAAUUGCAUCACAAGAUAUCAACAGCAGAUAUGUUACCCAAAAUGUGAUUACUUUAAUAAGGUUGCCUACAACCCCUUAAAAAAAGUGUUAUAUAAAAGUCAUUUUUGUAUGUUUACAUAAUAGUAAAUCAAAAUUACUUUAUUAGGUUAAGGAUAUUGUUAUAUUAAUACCAAUACUGUACCAUAAUUUCAUGCAAUGGUACGUCAUCAUGUUAUGGAUGGUAUGUCCGUUACCAUCACUAUGGUCAUCAUCAUCAACUAAACUUUUUGGCAUUUGGCAUUAAUAUUUUACAAUGUGGAAUUGUCUAAUAUUGAAUUAAAGAUUAUAGUCAGGCAGCAAAACUAAAAAGCCCUAUUUAUCUACUUAAAAAUAGGUCGUUAGGAAUGAAACCUAAUAUAGAAACUUUCAUACAUGUGUUAAGAGAAUGUAAAAUAAAAAAGACUGAUUAUUUCAAAAAAUGGAAAGGGAUAAUUUAAAACUAAGUAAAAAGUUUGGCAAAUGUGUUAUUUUGCCUUAAUCAUCUUUAAUGUUCUUGGUCUUUUAAGUUAUACUGAAGUUUGAUUUAUUGUGUUUUAAGGUUAAGUCAUUAUGUUCUGUUAAUGUAUUGAUUAUUAUUAUUGCUUGGAUUUGUUUAUUUCAAUUCUAUGUAAUGCUGUGAUUUAUGAACUAUUGAACUGAAUAAAAAUUGCCUAGUUAGUAUCGGUCAGCCUGAA
Molecule: messenger RNA, 1089 nt
Organism: Anneissia japonica
Lineage: Eukaryota; Metazoa; Echinodermata; Crinoidea; Comatulida; Comatulidae
Exons: 3
Coding region: 37-378 (113 amino acids)
Cellular component (GO): membrane
Source: RefSeq, a predicted model, not a curated record